GCCGGCGCCGGCAGGUAAUCCCGAGCAGGCUGCGGGACCCAGCCCGAUCCGAGCAUCGAAGCCUCCCGGCAUGUCGCCUCGGCGCCCAGUCCAGCCAGGGCCACUCUCCGCCGGGAGGCGGGACCUGGACGCCGGGUGUCCAUAAGAAUGGAAACAGUGUCUCUUUGCCAGAUUCCUCAUCGCUGUAUCUCAUGAGCCUACCUGAUCUCUAAGGAGCCGUUCUUAAUGAUGACAAGCUAUCACCAGUGUAGCAGCAAGAAGGAAAAGGACCACAAAUAAAGAAGUAUUUAGAUUUCUAUUCCACAAGAAGAUAUCUCCGUGAACAACCCCUGCUGCGUUACCUUUUCCCAAGAUGAACCGAUACACGACUAUGAGGCAGCUGGGGGACGGCACGUACGGGAGUGUGCUCAUGGGCAAGAGCAACGAGUCUGGAGAGCUGGUGGCCAUCAAGAGGAUGAAGAGAAAGUUCUAUUCUUGGGAUGAGUGUAUGAACUUGCGAGAAGUUAAGUCCCUGAAGAAACUCAAUCAUGCCAAUGUGAUUAAACUAAAGGAAGUUAUCAGAGAAAAUGACCACCUUUAUUUUAUAUUUGAAUAUAUGAAAGAAAACCUCUAUCAGCUAAUGAAAGACAGAAACAAACUGUUCCCUGAGUCAGUCAUCAGAAAUAUUAUGUAUCAAAUACUGCAGGGGCUGGCCUUUAUCCAUAAACAUGGCUUUUUUCACAGGGACAUGAAACCUGAAAACUUGCUCUGUAUGGGUCCAGAGCUGGUGAAAAUUGCUGAUUUUGGACUUGCAAGAGAAUUAAGAUCACAGCCACCGUAUACUGACUAUGUGUCAACCAGAUGGUACCGGGCUCCUGAAGUUUUACUAAGAUCUUCAGUGUACAGCUCUCCCAUUGACGUGUGGGCCGUGGGAAGUAUAAUGGCCGAGCUCUAUACAUUUAGACCGCUUUUCCCAGGGACAAGUGAGGUUGAUGAAAUCUUUAAAAUUUGCCAAGUUUUAGGGACUCCUAAGAAAAGUGAUUGGCCAGAAGGGUACCAGCUUGCAUCCUCCAUGAAUUUCCGCUUUCCCCAGUGCAUUCCUAUAAAUCUAAAAACUCUCAUUCCCAAUGCAAGUAGUGAGGCUAUUCAGCUUAUGAUGGAAAUGUUGAGCUGGGAUCCAAAGAAACGACCAACCGCAAGCCAGGCAUUAAAACACCCAUAUUUUCAAGUCGGCCAGGUACUGGGCCCUUCUGCACACCACCAGGAUGCAAAGCAGAAUUUAAACAAGCAGCAGCAGCCACUGGAAACAAAGCCAUGUUUCUCUGAACGGGAUCCUAAGUCUUUGCCAAACAUACUUGAUCAGCCUGCCGGGCAGCCCCAGCCAAAACAGGGCCACCAGCCGCUGCAGACCAUUCAGCCACCACAAAACCCAGAAAUCCAGCCACCUCCAAAGCAGCAGGGCCACCAGAAACUACCACAAACAAUAUUUCCAAGUAUCAUCAAAACCAUGCCAACGAAGCCAGCCUGCACACUGAGUCACAAAGGAGCUCGGAGACGCUGGGGCCAGACGGUCUUCAAGUCUGGAGACAGCUGUGACUUUGAGGACUGUGACUUGGGAGCCUCCCAUUCCAAGAAGCCGAGCAUGGGUGCCUUCAAGGAAAAGAAGAAAGAGUCUUCAUUUCGGUUUCCUGAGUCCGGACCCCCAGGCUCCACCCACUCCAAGGGGGAAAACAGAAGUUUACAUGGGGCUGUUUCCUUAAAGUCUGAUACAAACUUAUCAACUGCUUCAACAGCUAAGCAGUACUAUUUGAAACAAUCAAGAUACCUUCCAGGUGUGAAUCCCAAGAAUGUGUCUUUGGUAGCCAGUGGCAAGGAUAUAAACUCACACCCUUGGAGUAAUCAACUAUUUCCUAAGUCGUUGGGAUCCAUGGGGGCGGAGCUUGCUUUCAAGAGGAAUAAUGCAGAAGAAAGCAUAAUUAAGCCGAUUGAAAAACUGUCAUGCACUGAAAAGUCUGCUGAGAAGCUAGAGGACCCACAAGGAAACCUUGGAAGCUACACCACUCACAACCAGACAGGAUACAUGCAUUCCUUUCUCAAGAAAGAAGUGGGGUCAGCUGGCCAGAGGAUCCACUUGGCACCUCUUGGUGCGACGGCUUCCGAAUAUGCCUGGAACACAAAACCCAGCCGAGGCCAGUUUUCAGGGAGAACUUACAAUCCCACAGCAAAAAAUCUCCACAUUGUGAACCGCACACAGCCGGUACCCUCAGUGCACGGGAGGACGGACUGGGUGGCUAAGUAUGGAGGCCACCGGUAGGAGAGGUGAAAACCCGGAAGCAUCGCUCCACAGAGGACUACCAAGCCCCUAGCCCUGGGAGAUGUCUACAGAGUCUAUUUCCACUGAGUUCCACAAGAAACACGCCGUCAUGGGUACCUCGGAGAGCAGCGGUUGGCUCAGGUUUGCUUCCUUUCCUGGAAAUGCAAUGCGCUGUCUUUACAGUGCCCGAUGCAGCACCUUGCUGAGGUUUUCGAGCGGGACUUUACAGAGUAUUGAAUAAACUAUUUGCCAAAGUACCAAGUAUUUGACCUACAAAUUACUAGAUAAGUGCAUAAGCUUUUAAAGAUACGACUCUGGGCAGCAAGUGCACAGUUUCGCUCUUACUUGCUGUCUAGUUAGCCUAAGCUAUUGUGAUUCUGGUCACUGCAGAGACCAAAUGGUCCAAGCAGUUUGCCUCUGCUCACGUUCCAUAGCGUGAGGCAGGCCCCUGGGCGGGCUUGGCCGAGGCUCUGCUUCCCCACCUUGGCAAUGUCAGAAAGACGGAAGCUAUCUUUUGGCUUCCUACAUUUGGAACUGAGAUGAGCGAUGGGGCACAUGUAAGCAGCAUAUCUUAGCAGGAAAUAAACUUCUCUCCAGCCUCUAGAGAUGAGCAGUCUGAUUCUAGUACUGUUGUUGGACCUUGACCAAACUGAACUCACGGUGACCAUCAGAUUCUGUAGCUGGGUAAGUUCUACAUUAAUCACACCAGGGUUUUUGUCACCUUGUCAGUAAGGAUAUUCUGGAAACCUUUUGAUGCCUGUCCAUUGGACUCUCCAACUCCUGUUUCUGUGUUCCUACCAGACACAAAGGUGAAGUGUGCCAGCUGGUCCCCAGACAAACUUGCUGCUGCAGGACACUAACUAGGUUCUGACCUCACGUUCCAGCCACGGGCAAACAUGCUCAGCUGCCGUGGCAGGGUUUCAUGUAGUUCAUUGUUUUGCUUAGUUUUAUUACGAAGUUUUUUUUUUUUACAGAUAUUUUGAAGUUAGGACUACUUUAAACCUACCAUUUGCUGGGCUGGACAUGAUUAGUACUGUAUAUUCUUUUGAAAGAAUAAUGUUAUUGCCUGUUGAUAUUUUUAUGUAUUUAUGGCUUUGUAAUAGAUGCUGAUAUGACUGACAUCAUUUUGUAGGCGUUGCCCAGAGGCACAUUAUCAAAUCAUAUAUUUUUGUAUAGAAGACAUAGUUGUUCAUAUUUUGCAUGUUUAAAAUGUUAAACUUGAAAUAGUAAUUUAUCCUAGUGCUGAUGGUUACGUGUAUUUGUACAAUUUUAUUGUCUCAAGGCUAAUAAAAAUUCCGUGGUGUUUCUGAGAAACAUGAACUCUGAAUAUAUACAGGAUUAACUAGUGUAUUUUUCUAUUAUUAAACUUUAUAUUCUGUGGUC
Molecule: messenger RNA, 3676 nt
Organism: Mesocricetus auratus (golden hamster)
Lineage: Eukaryota; Metazoa; Chordata; Mammalia; Rodentia; Cricetidae
Gene: Mak
Product: male germ cell associated kinase
Exons: 15
Coding region: 353-2293 (646 amino acids)
Biological process (GO): intraciliary transport; protein phosphorylation; intracellular signal transduction
Cellular component (GO): cilium; nucleus; cytoplasm
Molecular function (GO): ATP binding; protein serine/threonine kinase activity
Source: RefSeq, a predicted model, not a curated record